UUUAACGACAAUGACGGCUGGAGCAACAGGAACAGACGGCGAACGUCAAGGUGAAGAAAUAGAAGAGGUAUUACCUCAACCGGGCUCGCGGACAGAGCAAGCACGUAGACGCUUUGUUGGUGUGGCACGGCGAACGCAGCGUGAUGCGACCAAUGGUGGAGGUGCUAUAGAAGAAGCAGCCGUAAUUCAAGCUCCUGUUACUAGUUCAUCAACCUCUCGUAUUGUGAAUCAAAUUCCGGAGGACAUUUUGAACGAUCCACAGCUCACUGAGGCUAUACAACUACUACCGAGAAACUACAACUUUGAAAUCCAUAAAACAGUAUGGCAGAUCAGAAGACAAGAGGCGAAAAAGGUUGCCCUGCAAUUUCCGGAAGGGCUCCUCAUGUUUUCCCUCACUAUUGUGGACAUUUUGGAACGAUUCGCCAACGUGGAGACGCUCGUGAUGGGGGACGUAACAUAUGGCGCGUGCUGCAUUGACGACUUCACCGCCCGUGGUCUUGGAUGCGACUUUAUGGUACAUUACGGCCAUAGCUGCCUAGUGCCUGUAGAUGUUACCCCCAUUAAAACUAUGUACGUGUUUGUCGAUAUCGGCAUCGACUCCACGCAUUUUGUGGAUACAGUCCGGCACAAUUUUGAACAGGGCAAGAAGCUCGCGCUAGUCGCCACUGUUCAAUUUAUGACUGCUCUGCAGGCAGCGAAAAGGGAAUUGGAGAAGGACUAUCAUGUUGUUGUGCCACAAGCAAAACCACUUUCGCCUGGUGAGGUGCUAGGCUGCACCGCACCCCGUCUUGGAGAGCAUGAUGUUUUGAUUUAUCUGGGAGAUGGCCGCUUCCACCUUGAAGCCAUCAUGAUUGCCAAUCCUGACCUACCUGCUUUCCGAUACGAUCCCUACUCAAAAGUAUUCACCCGCGAACGAUAUGAACAUGAGGAAAUGUAUGCUUUGCGCAAACAUGCAAUCGAGCAAGCAAAAGAUGCGAAGAGCUUUGGGAUAAUCAUGGGGACGCUAGGGAGACAAGGAAGUCCUAAAGUUUUAAAAUACCUAAUGGCAGAAUUUGAUUCCCGAUCGAUACCCUAUACCAUCGUUUUACUUUCCGAGAUAUUUCCAUCAAAACUAGAGCAAUUUCGAAAUAUCGAUGCGUGGAUCCAGGUCGCAUGUCCACGACUUUCGAUCGACUGGGGUUAUGCAUUCGCCAAACCUCUCUUGACGCCUUACGAGGCGGCUGUGGUCUUGAAGUGCGUCGAGUGGCAGCAGAGAUAUCCAAUGGACUUUUACGCAAGAGACUCGUUGGGAGCUUGGACCCCAAAUCACGGCGCUGGACCGCAGCGUAAAGUCAGGGCCCCAAAAUUGCGAAAUGAAGCUCUCAAGGAAGAGCACGUAAAAUAGCAACCUUGCAUGGAACUCACUCACGGGAACGUUGUCGUAACUACAUUGUACAUUUUUAUUAUUCUCAACCAAUUUUAUUGUAAAUAUAAUUGUAUUCGUUCC
Molecule: messenger RNA, 1486 nt
Organism: Spizellomyces punctatus DAOM BR117
Lineage: Eukaryota; Fungi; Chytridiomycota; Chytridiomycetes; Spizellomycetales; Spizellomycetaceae
Product: diphthamide biosynthesis enzyme Dph1/Dph2 domain-containing protein
Exons: 4
Coding region: 11-1384 (457 amino acids)
Biological process (GO): protein histidyl modification to diphthamide
Molecular function (GO): 2-(3-amino-3-carboxypropyl)histidine synthase activity
Source: RefSeq, a predicted model, not a curated record